UUUACAGUCAUGCAUAGGAUAUCCAGAUAUACGUUAAUUGUGCAUGUUUGCGCUGUAUGAAAUAUCAAUUUAAUUGUAAACUGUGCGUCUUUGUACAAAAUGGAUAUAUUCAUAUAUAUCAUUCUUGCAUUGCUGGGUUUGAUAUAUUUGUUUAAAGCAAAGAAAUCGAAAGGGAAAACCAUUCCUGGACCGUCGGGAUGGCCUUUGCUCGGCAAUGCUUUGGAGAUUACGGAGCAAAACAUGCCUCAGAAAUGUUUCGAAUAUGCGAAAAAAUAUGGACCAAUUGUUCAGCUAAAGCUUUUUAAUACGAAUGUAGUUUUACUAAAUUCUACGGAAAUGCUCCAAAAAGCAAUGAAUGGUGAUCCAUAUAAACAGUUUUUCAACGAUCGACCUGGAUAUUUCUAUGGAGAACAUUUUCUUUUUGGUGGUCAGGGCGUUGUCGUGUAUAAGGAAGGGUACGGAGGCGUCCAUAGCGACUUGCGGAAGUUGCUAACGAAAGGGUUGCAUGUGUACGGAGAUGGUAUCAAAGACUUUGAGGAUUUAAUUACAAAUGAGCUUCGAAACCUCGUCAAGAAAAUUGAAAAAUUGGAAAACAAAGAAUUUGAAUUUAUCAACACAAUUAAAAUGUCGUUAUCAAACUUAUUAUCCAUCUUGCUCAUAGGUGAGUCCCUAGACGAAGAUGAUGACGAUAUAAACCUGUUCUGGGAAUUCGACAAGUUGGUUAUAUUUAUGUACACUGCCAAACCUAAUGCCGUGUAUUCUAAGUUUCCAUUCAUCCGGUAUCUACCUGGAUUGUAUAAAGAGCAAUACCAAAAGAUGGUUAAGACCAGGCGAAGACUUAUUGACAGAUACUACACAAAGGUGAAGGAGAACCACAAACCGGGCAAUACACGUGGUCUGGUACAUGUUCUCCUGGAAGAAAGGAAUAAAGAACUGGAUAAUGCAUCUGACAACGUAAUUCUCACGGAAGAGAGACUGAUAUCAAUCGUUCUAGAAAUGGUUGCAGCAGGCCUUGUGACUACUAUGUGCUCUUUAAGCAGUAUGAUGUUGUGCUUAAUGAGUCACCCAGAGUGUCAAGAGAGGGUACAGAAGGAGAUAGAUGACGUCAUAGGCAAAGAUCGUCUGCCGACGGUAGAUGACAGAAUAAAUUGCAAUUACAUGGAGGCAGUUGCGAUGGAAGUACAACGACUGAUCACAAUUAUCCCUCUUAGCGCACCUCAUAUUUGUCGCCCUAACUUGCAGUUCGAGGGUUAUGACAUUCCAGCAAAUUCACUGGUUUUGCCAAAUUUGAACUUCAUUCACCACGACGAAAAGAUAUGGGGUUCAGAUGCCUGGGAAUUUAAACCGGAAAGGUUCCUUGAUGAAAACGGUGAAAUGAUACCAAGAACCCAUGUUUACAGACGCAAUUGGGUUCCUUUCAGUACUGGGCGACGGCAGUGUUUGGGAGAUACUUUCUCCCGAACUCGGCUUUUCCUGUACACUGCCACAUUAUUUCAGCGAUGGACUUUCACACCAUCUCCAGGAAAAUAUGGCUCAUGUGACACGAGGUCAGGAGAUUUUGAAAUAAAUGUGGCAACCCUACCGAAAGAGUUUUACUGCAGAGUUGAAAAGAGAGUGUAAUUAAUGUAGACACUGAAUCCGAACAUACGUUCAUUUCUUAGAUAAAAGACAGAGUUAAAAGUAACAUAUACAGCUCACAUAUAAUAUCGUUUUAAAAGACAUGAUAAGAGUUUGUUUUUAUCAGAUGUGUAACAGACUUUAGCUUGCACUUAUCCAAAUAUUCAGUUCUGAAAUAUUUUGUUGGUAUAUACUUGUAGUCAUGUUAUUUGAAAUGAUAUUAUGUAUUAUUAUUUUCUAAGUAGUUUAAUACCCAUAUCCCUUUCUCUAUACCAUCCGUUUUUGUAUCUUACAUAUAACUAACAUGUACUGGUUAAAAUUUUGAAGCAACCCGUUCGCUAUACUUUUCUCUACAGUUUCUACUGCGGCCCUCGGCGAUGUUUGGCAAAAACGAUGUUUCCUGUGUGCUCUGCUUCCAGGAUAUCUACGCUACCUUUUGAAUAUUUUCAAUAUGUCAGUAUAAUUAUGUAAAUGCAAUAGACGUAAUCAUAUUACACUAGUAGGAACAAAAUCAACCUUAUUAAUAAAGUGUAACUUGACUUGGCUCUAGAUUUAAGUAAGUGGGUUAGAAAUUAAGAAAGUCCUGUAAUUUGUUAGUGACAGUAUAGGAUUAUUAUGAUACUAGCUUGAUCUUGGAUACUUUAUCGGCUGGAGUGGAUUUUGCCAGAUCGAAUCACUAGAGUCGUCCAAGCGCUGAUUGAAAUUCGACCUUGCAAAAUCCAAAACUCAAAAUUUUCAUUGUUUAUUUAUGUUAAAGUAGAACUGCGUGUAGUUUCGUGUGCGCGUAUUACAGAAGCAUAAAUGAAAAUAGUCAGGCAACACACAAUGCAAUAGGUACAAUAAGGAUUUUUUUCUGCCUGUUCGUAUUUAUUUGUGGAAUACAAGCCGUAUUUUUGACAGACUUGAUAUGGGUAUAAAAUAGAAAGUGAAAGCAAUAUGUUGAAAGUAAUUUGGGGUAGUAUAUAUUCAUCAAAACAUUCGUGCUGUAGGUAAAUUAUAUGGAAAUCAUAUCUACCGCGUUUUUUCACGCAGUAAAACGUAACAUAACAUUGAAGAUUUUUGCUAUCUCUCUUAGAUGUGUUUGAUCUUGAACAUCAGGAAAUGCUUAAUCCUACACAAAUUUUAUCAUUCAAUUGUUUGAUUUUCAUGUCUAUUAACCCUUACCCUGCUAAAUUUCUAAAAUGGACUGGCUCAUCAUUCAAUUUGGGCAAUAUCAUUUAUUAUUCAAAGGGGUGUUCACUGAAAAUUUACUGACUAUAUAUAGCGAUCUUGGUCUGCACUGGUCGCAAAGGUAAAACAGGCUAAAGGUUAAUCAUAUCUCGCGUUAUGAAAUUAUUUUAACCAGUCUCCAUGUUCAUGGGUCAUAUCUUUAUAACCUUAUAUGUAUUAUCAAUUUUCAUCUUCUUAAGUCAUACUGAAAUAACAUUUCUUUUUUAAGCGUGUUUGCGCUAUGAUACUUUUUAAAAUUAACCAGUUUUCAUGUUCAUCAGUCAUAUUGAAAUAACAUUUUAUUUUUUUUUUAGCGUUUUUGUGCUUUGAUGUUCUUUUAUAUUAACCAGUUUUCAUGUCCAUCAAUCAUAUUGAAAUAACAUUUUAUUUUGUAGCGUAAUUGCGCUACGUUUUUUAUAUUAACCAGCUUAUUGAAAUAACGUGAUUUUUAGCGUGUUUGUGCUAUGAUUUUUUUUAUAUUAGCCAGUUAUAUAUCCAUAAGUUAUAUUGAAAUAACAUUUUAUUUCUUUAGCGUGUUUGUACUAUUAUUUGUUUUCGUAUUAACCAGUUUCAUGUUCAUCAACUAUAUUUAUCGUAUAUUAUAGGGUAGUCACGUUGUGUAAUUUUAUGUUUACCAGGCUGAACUAAAUCCAGCUAUUCUUUAUUUCAUAUGAAAUCCACUUACUUUAUAACGGUUUUUCGACAUUUUCUAGCAUAUCAGAUUUUCAGAGACUUAUAUUCCCCUAAAGAACUAGAUCUCUACUUUAGAAAAACAAAAAGAAAAGGGGAUGUUAACUUUUAUAUAAGAAAACUACAGUUCGUUAAAUACAACCUGCUGAAUUUACUACUUUUCGCUUCUUUCAAUUUCUCUUUUCGGGACAUUAAAUUCUUACACCGCCAUUUUUACCUAGCAUGCGAUAGGAACAUCUAUUUGGUAGUGAUCAGCCUACCAACGGAUCGGCAAUGGGUAAUAUAUUAUGAAAACUUGUUAUGUUGAAAAUGUUAUGACGUUGUUAUUUUUCUCUCCAAGCGUAACUUUUUGUGUUACAUUUAGGUUGAUAAAGAAAUUUUGAGAAAAGGAAGUUUGGUAAAAAUCUAGAUGAAUAUAGCCAAUGUCUGCUAUCUGCGGAACGCUAUAGCACCAAGUAUGUAUACGGACACUAAUUAGGGAAGUGUUGCGAAACGAAAAUUAAAUGGUAUCACGAAAUGUUAUAGUUGACGCAAUUUGACCCCGAAGGUUGACCUUUGCAUUAUAAUACAUAAUGAGGCACAACCUAUUGUUGAAAAGGAGUGUACGCAAAGCACGAGCUGCACGGGAAAAAUGAAAUAUAAAUUAGCGUACAUAUAAAUUAGUGUAUUGGAACGUUUUAACUAAUCAAAUGUAAGUAUAUAUACUUUGAUACUGCAAUAUAUACAAACUAAUUCCAUAUAAAUAUACACGGCUACCCUAAGCACCCUUGAUUUCUAUAAUCAAAUAAUCGAUAUGAAUAAUCAGCCUAAGGUCAACCAUCGCGGUCAAGUUGCGACUACUAUACAGCUGUAAAAAAUUUCCGUCAUGAUUAUUUCAAAUUUACAACUGUAGAAUAUAAUAACACUAAUUUUACAGUUGUAUAUUUCAAUUUGCAGCUGUAAAGCGACUGUAAAACAGUUUGAAUUAUGCAAUUAGAUACAACUGUAAAAACAACUUACAGCUAUAAAAAUGAAAUAAAAGUUACAAAUACAUGUAUGCCUAAAAGUUACAUCACUAGAAAUGUUACACUAUAUCAUUCUUGCAUUGCUGGGUUUGAUAUAUUUGUUUAAAGUAAAGAAAUCGAAAGGGAAAACCAUUCCUGGACCGUCGGGAUGGCCUUUGCUCGGCAAUGCUUUGGAGAUUAUGGAGAAAAACAUGCCUCAGAAAUGUUUCGAAUAUGCAAAGAAAUUGAACCAAUUGUUCAGCUAAAGCUUUUUAAUACGAAUGUAGUUUUACUAAAUUCUACGGAAAUGCUCCAAAAAGCAAUGAAUGGUGAUCCAUAUAAACAGUUUUUCAACGAUCGACCUGGAUAUUUCUAUGGGGAACAUUUUCUCUUUGGUGGUCAGGGAGUUGUCGUGUAUAAGAAAGGGUACGGAGGCGUCCAUAGCGACUUGCGGAAGUUGCUAACGAAAGGAUUGCAUAUGUACGGAGAUGGUAUCAAAGACUUUGAGGAUUUGAUUAUAAGUGAGCUUCGAAACCUCGUCAAGAAAAUUGAAAAAUUG
Messenger RNA from Mercenaria mercenaria, 5058 nucleotides. Its product is annotated as cytochrome P450 2D3-like. Gene Ontology annotation, cellular component: cytoplasm; intracellular membrane-bounded organelle. Gene Ontology annotation, molecular function: heme binding; oxidoreductase activity, acting on paired donors, with incorporation or reduction of molecular oxygen, reduced flavin or flavoprotein as one donor, and incorporation of one atom of oxygen; iron ion binding. The record is from RefSeq and is a predicted model, not a curated record. Gene Ontology annotation, biological process: xenobiotic metabolic process. Bases 100 to 1620 code for a protein of 506 amino acids. Lineage: Eukaryota; Metazoa; Mollusca; Bivalvia; Venerida; Veneridae. The transcript has 6 exons.